AUGCCCUCCCCACCACCCACGCCCGAAGAAGCCCAGCGCCGCCAAACCGAAGCGCGCGCAGCCGUCACCGCAUCCCUCGCCAGCGUCGGCGCGUCCGUCGACAACGAGAUGCGCACGCGCACCGCCGACCUGCACGCCAACUCUGCCGCAAUCGCAAAGCAGGAAAAGGAGCUAGCGAAGCAGACGGCGGCACUGGCGAAACAGACUGCCGAGUGGGAUAAACUGCUUCAGGGCGGCACGAAGAAGUUGAAUGAGGUGGGGGAUAUUCAGAACUGGGCGGAGAUGAUUGAGAGGGAUUUGCUGGUGUUGGAGGAGACGGUUAGGUUGGUGGAUGGGAAGGGGAGGGAGAGGGAGGAGUCGGCGAGUGGGACGGGGGGUUGGUAG
Molecule: messenger RNA, 384 nt
Organism: Alternaria metachromatica
Lineage: Eukaryota; Fungi; Ascomycota; Dothideomycetes; Pleosporales; Pleosporaceae
Exons: 1
Coding region: 1-384 (127 amino acids)
Biological process (GO): endosomal transport
Cellular component (GO): BLOC-1 complex
Source: RefSeq, a predicted model, not a curated record